This is a messenger RNA of Medicago truncatula (barrel medic), 4239 nucleotides long. RefSeq lists its product as uncharacterized. Gene Ontology annotation, cellular component: microtubule organizing center; spindle pole; gamma-tubulin complex. Gene Ontology annotation, molecular function: gamma-tubulin binding; microtubule minus-end binding. The record is from RefSeq and is a predicted model, not a curated record. Gene Ontology annotation, biological process: microtubule nucleation; meiotic cell cycle; cytoplasmic microtubule organization. NCBI's taxonomy places the organism in Eukaryota, Viridiplantae, Streptophyta, Magnoliopsida, Fabales, Fabaceae. The transcript is spliced from 14 exons. Bases 114 to 3680 code for a protein of 1188 amino acids.
UUUGAUUCUAAAUUCUAAAAAAAUGUUGUGAAGAGAAGAAGAACCCAGUGAGUGACAUGGAGUAAAGUAAAGUUGUUCUUGCAAAUUGAGCGUGAGGCGGGUUUUACUGAAAUAUGGAAUGGGAAAUGAGUGCUUCGUUGUUACAGAAUUUGAAGUUACACGAUCCAUGGCUUCCUCCAAACACUUGGGAACAACGAACACCAACACCCCUUCUUCCUCUUCAAUUAUCUUCAAAUUCUAAUUCAAAUUCAAAUUCAAAUCAAACCACUCUCUCUGAAUCCAGUUUGGUUCGUUUGGUUAUGAAUGCAAUGUUAGGUUCCAAAUCAUCCAUCAUCGCUAUCCAUAACCUAUCUCCCAUCUUUUCUUCUCAUCAUCCCAACACCACUUUCCUUCAUCUCUGGUAUCGUGCUUCCACCACUCACUCUUUCUCAAAUAUCCUUCAAUCCAUUGCCUCCACCGCUUCUCUCGUUUUCCUUCUCCGUCACUUCGUUGAUCAUUUCACUAUUUCCCUCCCUCCCUGUACUCUUGUUAAUCAAGCCUUUGCUGUUGCCGUUGGAAAGGUCUUGGAAGGUUACAUUUCUUCUCUCGACACUAUCCACUCUUCUCUCAUUUUCAGACGUGCUUCGGAGAUACCUGUUGAUUUCUCUGCCUCUAGUUGUUUCAACAGUGUUUCACAUUCUGAAAUUACGCUGCUUGAGUUAUAUUUGCACACAAAACAACUCAGAAUUCAUAUUCAAGCCCUUGCCAGUAUAUGUAACCUACUAAAGUGGGCUCAUUGUGUUUCCGAUACUGAUUUUGAAAACGUCAUUGCUAAAGCUACUUCGGAAUUUGCUGACUUCUACAGAGGAGGGAGCUUAUUAACAUUUUUGUAUCAUCAAUUACAGGUUGCUGAUUCUGCUCACUGUACUCUUCUCAAGUUUCUUUUUCUUCAAUCAUGUGAACCAUAUUGUGGGUUUAUUAGAUCUUGGAUUUUCAAAGCUGAAAUACAUGAUCCCUACAAGGAGUUUAUAGUUGAAAAUAUAGGGUGUUUAUCUCCUAAGUCGCAUGUUAAAGCUGGUAAUUCUGCUGACUUCCCAUCUGCAAGUAUCAGGUUGCGAGAUGGAGUUCCCAUUCCUGGAUUUCUCAAGGACUCAUUGGUUCCACUUGUUAGAGCUGGUCAGCAGCUUCAAGUACUAUUGAAAUUACUUGAGCUGUGCAUUGAUGUUGCUGCUGGACAACAUAGUUCUGAUGACUUUCUACCCUGCUGGAGCGGCUUUUCAAGCAACAGUCUGUCUUAUUUCUCUCCACUGACUUUCAACAAAGAUACUAUAGAUAAUAUGGUGCUUGCAAGAGAAAGCUACUAUAAAAGGAUGAAUGAAAAAAUUGAAAGCCUUUUGAGCAGCUUAGAAGUUAGAUAUCAGCAGGUACCUAUGCAUGCUCCAGUUUCUUCUUUUGAUAAUGAUGUGGGGACUCUAGACAAACUAGGCCAGCUCAUGUCAGAAGACGAACCUAUUGUCUGUUCAACAGCAGAUAAAAGUUCUUCAAAUAUGGGAUCUAAUAAUUUGGACUCGGAUGUCUCAAGUAUGGAAGACGAGAUGUCUUUGCUGGAAGAUAUGUAUGGUCAAUCUGAAAGUUCAUCGUUAAACAGCUCUGACGAGCAACUGGAGUCUGAUCAGCUUAGUGGCUGGCCUUGCCCAGCAGCAGGACAACAAAAUCAUCUAUCUGCUUUAAGCUUCUUGAAGUUCACUACCUUAAAUAGUUCAAUACAAAAUUCCCGUCAUCAUGAAAAGCCAGGCAGUGAUUCACAUGAAAUAUGUGAUAAAAUGGACGCCGUUGAUCAUUUGAUGAAGUCCUCCAAUAAGGGAAUGAUAUCAAGUCACAUGUUUGACCCUCAAAAUCCUGAGAAUUCGUGGUACUCAAGUAAAUUCAGUAUUGAACAGAGAGGUAGUUGCAUUGACAGUUAUUCAGCAAUGGACGAUUUACUGAAAAAAUCAUUUGAUGCUGAUGGAACUGUUGAGCAAAAGAUGACAGAAAAGCACCUGCAAUCCAUGAAAUAUUCCCAGUUAUGUCGCGUUGCUGUUAGUGAUUCUUUGAGUGUGGAAACCUUGAGUGAGGACCAACCUGUUAAUAAUACGCCGGCUUCAUUCUUGUGUGAUUUUCAACCACUAAAAGUUGACCAUCAGUGUAAUCUACCUAGCAUUAAUCCCUUUAGUAUGAACCCAAUGUUGACUAGAAAUGUUUUGCCUCAACAAACAGCAGAUUGUGCACAGCCAUUUCCGUACUUCAACUUUUCUACUGUAGAGGACCCUUGUAAGGUUUAUAUGGACAAGUUACUCACCGAUUCAAUCUGUACAAACACAUAUUCAUUUCCACCGGAUAGCUGUGCAUCUACUUAUGGUAAUCAGAAUAAUGAUCAUGGAGAAAUUGACCGUGGUAAUGAAGAGGGGUUGGUUGAUGAACCCAAAUAUGGUUUUGAUGCUUCACUGGAUGUGGUGGACCAUAAACAAUAUGUUUUAACAGAUACAUCUGGUGGGAGCAGCUGGGGAAGACUGCUGGGCAGUUUUCGGAAAACUGUUGAUUGUGAUGCUACUCAAAGGCAAACUUUGUUGUCAACAUUUGAGAUGCCACUUGAUAUUAUAAUUGACAAGUGCUUAAUACAGGAAAUCAUGGUUCAAUACAAUUAUGUCAGCAAACUAAUCAUCAAUGUGCUUGAGGAGGCAUUUAAGUUGCAAGAGCAUCUUUUAGCACUGCGGCGGUAUCAUUUUAUGGAAUUAGCAGAUUGGGCAGAUUUGUUCAUAUUGUCUCUCUGGCGACAUAAGUGGUCUGUUACAGAAGCCACUGAGAGACUUCCAGAAAUUCAAGGCCUACUUGAACUGUCAAUCCAGAAGUCUUCUUGUGAGCAAGACACUAAUAAGAAUAGGUUGUUUGUGUACAUGAAAGGACGUGGAAAAUUGCCUCUUUCAGCAUCUGCUAUAGGGCUUCGUUCUUUCGAUUUCUUAGGACUGGGUUACCAUGUGGAUUGGCCACUCUGUAUUAUUUUGACACCUGCUGCGUUAAAAAUAUAUGCUGAUAUAUUCAGCUUUUUAAUACAAGUGAAGCUUGCCUUAUUUUCAUUGACUGAUGUGUGGUGCUCAUUAAAGGAUAUGGCACAUACAACGAAUAAGGGUCUAAAUGCUGAACCAUACCAGCCUGGGGCAGGGCAUCUUAAUAUAUUGAUGAAGAUGAGGCACCAGAUCAGCCAUUUUGUAUCUACUUUGCAGCAGUAUGUGGAGUCACAAUUAUCACAUGUGUCAUGGUGCAGGUUUCUUCAUUCCCUUCAGCAUAAGGUGAAAGAUAUGAUGGAUCUCGAGUCAGUGCACACGGAAUAUCUUGCUGAUUCGUUAAGCAUAUGUUUUCUGUCUGAUGAAACAAAGGCAGUGGGCAGCAUUAUUGAGAGCAUUUUGCAAUGUGCACUCGAUUUCCGGUCUUGUCUUACAAUAGGAGCUUGCCGGGGAGACUUAGGAGAACUUUCUACAAUCAAUAUAUCCCAGGUGCUUUCCAUAAAGCAAAAGUUUGAAAGAAGUCUAAAUGAAUUGCACGUCUGCUAUGUCAAGGAACCUAGGCAUGUGAAUUUUGGGCUUUCUCGUUUCUGGGAAUAUCUCAACUAUAACGAAUAUUAUUCAAAUGUCAACAAUGGGAUGAUGAGGUACUGUGCUGUCUGAAUUUUGCCAGCUGUGACAAGGAAUAGUGACAUAUUGCAUCAGCUGUUGUUUAGGAAGCCCGCUAGACAGUUUUUGAGCUGUACCUGGCUGUGUAUAAGGUAUUCCCGUGUUUACAUCCUUGGGUUUUAGAAGUACAGUUGAAUGUGUUGAAGUUUUUUCCCUUGGCCGGUUUGCCAAGUCAUGGAUGUUACUGUUAGGAAUAACUUGAUAGAAAAAAUUGUAUCUUUCAUGCACAAAGAUAAUAGAAAAAUGCAAAAACAUUAAAAGGCAUUGCAUCUGUGACAUGUCAGGGACAUUAUGUAUGUUCCAUGGAUUUGCUAACGCUAGUUGAGAUUUUGUACAUGAUAGGAGAAUGUCUGGGUUGUAUUCCCAAAGAUAACGUCACAAUUUACUUUGUAAAAGGAAAAGGAACAAAGAAAAAAUGUUGGUAUCAAAUGCAUAUUCUGCUCGGUUCAUGGUAUCCAAUCUUGAUUUUGCCUUGGACAUCUUUACCAUGUAAUUCUGACUAGAGUCGUAUACUAUGGAUUGCGGUCCAUCAAUCAAUGUUAUUAUGGGAAAA